Paralichthys olivaceus (Japanese flounder) is the source of this 5929-nucleotide messenger RNA. RefSeq names its product transforming growth factor, beta receptor III (gene tgfbr3). The record is from RefSeq and is a predicted model, not a curated record. Gene Ontology annotation, biological process: transforming growth factor beta receptor signaling pathway; epithelial to mesenchymal transition; cell migration. NCBI's taxonomy places the organism in Eukaryota, Metazoa, Chordata, Actinopteri, Pleuronectiformes, Paralichthyidae. Gene Ontology annotation, molecular function: type II transforming growth factor beta receptor binding; transforming growth factor beta receptor activity; glycosaminoglycan binding. Gene Ontology annotation, cellular component: cell surface.
GUGAGUAAAUAUGCAAUAUAAACAGAAGGAAAUGUGAAAAUAGCAAUAAUAUAUGCAAUGUGAACAGGAUUCCACGUGAAGAGAUGUCUUAUCAUAGCAACUUUAACAGCUCAGACAUCAACAUAAUCUGGCACCAGGACCCCCAUGCAGCUGCAGAUCACUCAGUGGACCCCCAUGAGAUAAGCCUGGCUUGUAACAACCCUGUAAGUAACGCUCGUCUGUCUGCACUGGAAAUGAUGGGGACUCUUUUUAAAGCUCACACCAACCCCACACAUUGACAAGUGGGACCCGGUGACCCAGCAGCAGGGGCUCCUGAUCGGCCCGUGCACGCCGCUCUGGGGACUCUCUGCGGCGGCCACUCUCUCGCUCGGCUCAGCCUCCUCCCUCCAGGCCCCGCCUCCCGCAUGAAGCCCUCCGAAGAAGAGGAGACGAGCAGAGGACAGUUUAAAACUCCGAGCCGGAGACGCUGUUUGUCCACGUUUUGUGAAACCGUCGCCUCCACUUCUUCCUCAGCUCAGUGUUUGUUUUACCCACCGCUGAAAAACAAGGGUGUGAAGAGGAGGAGAAGAAGGAGAGUGUGUGAUAUCCGCUCCCAGCAGCAGCGGAGCGACUUCAAACUUUCCCCCCAAGUUGACUUCACAGUUUUCCGGAGACUCUUCGCUGGCUGGAGCUGGAAGCUGACUUCUUUACACCACUUCAUAGAGAGGGAAAUCCUUGUGGAGGAAAGCAGGAGAAAGGCCUGUUCAUCCACCGCCCUCACGCUGGAAUCUGCAGGAUAAUAACAAUAUGGCUUUAAGAUCCCCCGUUCCUGUGUUACUUCUUGCUAUAUGUUGCCUGGCAUCUGCAGGUCCUUUGAUCCGCAGCCCAUGUGAGCUGCUGCCGGUGGGGAUGGCACACCCAGUGCAGGCCAUGUUGAAGAGCUUCACUGCCCUGUCAGGCUGUGCAAGUAGGGGCACCACCAGCCUCCCUCAGGAGGUCCACAUCGUCAACCUGAGAGGACAUGCUCCAGAGGGACCAGACAACACCCCGGCAGAAGUUGAGUUGCAUCUGAAGCCCAUCCAGUCUCUGCUGCGCCACCAGAAGCCACUGGUCUUGGUGCUCAACUCCCCCCAGCCACUGAUCUGGAAGAUCAAGACAGAGAACCUGGCCCUGGGCAUCAAACGUACCUUUCAUGUACCGGAGAGCUCAGAGGUCCACUUUCAGCCAGGAAACUUCUCCCUCUCCUGCCAGAUCCAGAAGGAGACGCUUCCCCAUGGCAAUGAGCACCUCCUCAGCUGGGCCCAGAAGAAGUACAGGGCAGUCACCUCUUUCUCUGAGCUCAGGAUGACUCAAGAUAUCUACAUCAAAGUGGGAGAAGACCCAGUGUUUUCUGACACCUGCAAGAUUGAUACCAAGUUCCUGUCUCUGAACUACCUGGGCGGCUACGUCGAGCCACAGACUUCAAAGGGCUGCGUGCUCUCUGGCCUCGACAAAGACCAAGAGGUCCACAUCAUCGAGCUGCAAGCCCCCAACUCCAGCAGUGCUUUCCAGGUGGAUGUCAUUGUGGAUGUACGGCCUCUGGAGGAAGAUGCCCCCCUGCAUCGUGACGUCGUCUUGGUGCUCAAGUGCGCUAAGUCUGUCAACUGGGUCAUCAAAAGCCACCGUUUGAGUGGCAAGCUGGAGAUUGUGGCCUCUGAUACCGUGAGUGUGAGCUCCACCACAGAGAGACUGAUGCAAGUGUCAAAAUCCCCCAAGCAGCACUUGCCAUCAGGAUCACAAGCCUUGAUCAAGUGGGCAGAGGAGCGUGGUUACAGUCCAGUCACGUCUUACACCAGCACUCCUGUAGCCAACAACUUCAGUAUCAAACUGAGAGAGCCAGAUGUGGUGGAUCCUAUGGAGAGCAUGUUGCCCCCGGAGCUCUCCAUCCUGCGCAACUCCAGUCCUUAUCCAGGAGCAGGGGUUGCUUCCCGACGCUCAGGUCUGCCCUUCCUCUUCCCCCCGCCUGUGUCCGACGGACUGCCCUACCUGCAGAGUUCGUCCAUCCUCGACGACCGGCCCGGGGAGAACGGCGAGCCAGAAGAGCUGCAGGGCGUCCUGAGUGUUGGCCUCAGCCUGCAGUGUGAGGACACAAGGAUGGUGGUCAGCAUUGAAAAAGAGAGUCUGCAAGCGAACGGAUUUAUUCAUGUCAACCUCACACUCCAAGACCCAAAAUGUAAAGCAACAGUGAAUGCCACCCACUACACGCUGGAAACUCCUCUGACAGGCUGUGAGACCACUGUAUAUCCAAUGCAGGGAAGCCCUAUGGCUCUCCACAUCAACUCUGUCUUUAUAAGUCAUGCUGAGACCAAGGAUGGGAGUGGUGGGCCGCUGGAUGAUGUGGAUCUGGAAUCCGGAGACGUGCUGUUCCCAAGGGACCCGGUUGAGAGGACGAACAGCGAGCACCAGUCUGUCAUCAUGUUCAACUGCACAUACAGAAAGAACCAGGAAACCUCUGAAACAGUUCCCAGGAUUGUACCGGGACCGUCCAGGCAGCCGGUCAACAACAUGACGUUCACUAUGGAGGUGUACAACACACUGCCGUCCAACAGCCCCUCGCGCCAGGCCUUCUUCACGGUUUCACAGAAUCAGAAAGUCUUUGUGGAGAUCACAUCAACCGCAUCGGACUCGAAUCUGGGGUUCACCAUCAUAUCAUGCUCCAUUUCUCCCAACUCCAACCCCAGCAGUUCCUCAGACUACACCCUCAUUGAGACCGUCUGCCCCACAGACGAGUCCGUCCAUAUCUACUCUAAGACUGACUUCCCUGUCCCUCACGCUCAUUUGGAUAAGAAAAGUUUCAGCUUCACCUUCAGCUCAAAGUUGAACAUGUCCCUGCUUUUCCUGCACUGUGAGAUGUCUCUGUGUGCCAAGAGAUCUCAGAGCAGUCACAGUCUUCCGCCGUGCCUGCAAACCAGUGAGACCUGUGACUCUCUUGAUGUGGACAGCAUCCUCAAGAUGAUGAUGAACAGAAAGACGACAACCCAGCCGCUGGUUGUGUUGGAUGUCUCUGGUCAGCCAGACAUAACAGUUGUUUCUACAUCCCCAGAACCUCCUAUUGAUAGCUCUCUGUAUGUUCUGGACACUCCAACAGUGGUGGGAAUCGCCUUUGCAGCCUUUGUGAUUGGGGCUUUGUUGACCGGAGCCCUGUGGUUUAUCUACUCCCACACAGGUGAGACAGCUGGCACACAGCAUGUCCAGAAGUCCCAACCCGCCUCCGAGAACAGCAGCGCGGCUCACAGUAUCGGCAGCACGCAAAGUACGCCCUGUUCCAGCAGCAGCACAGCGUAGCCCAGGACACUUCCCCAGCGGGGCGCACGGCCCUGCUGUGGCUCCUUGAAGGGCCCCGGGGGUUCACAGGGACCGUUUGAUGAUUUCCUUCCAUGAAAGGAGUUAUUUUUGGAGGGCGUGGUAGGAAGGAAAAAAAAAUUGUAUAAAGUUUAAAAAAAAAAAAAGAAGAAAACACAAUAGCACCUGUAGUUGUUGUGUAAGUCCACUUGUGCCACUUCAAGUGUGUGCAGUCAGAUGUACUGUCCUGGUGUGUAAAGGUUCUGAAACUCAGCUCGGCAUCACCUCAUUUCUAGCACGCAACAAAUCUACAAGAAACAAAUAUGCGCGUAUACCAGACAUUUCUUUCUAAUCCAAAUGCUGCUUUUUUUUCUGAGCACAACAGAGCUGUUUUGACCUUAAAUGGUUUGAUUUAGGCUGUUUGUAUCAGGCAGGUGCUCUGCAACAGCAGUGAUGCCAGUAUUAGUGAGUGAGAUGUCGAUGGCUGCACUGUUAGACGUUACUUUAGGACAUGCAGCACUCAACAUGGGAGAGCAGCAAAGCAACCACUAUUAACAUGUGGACAAAAGUGCAGUAUUAGCAGGAGUCAUCAUCUUGAGCCAAAGAGAGGUAAUGGCUUUUAAGAGACGCAGGGCAGAGUAGGUAUUGAAUGUAUACAGAAGAGUAAAAAGCCAAAAAAUGUGAAAGAAAAAUGUGAAAGUUGUGCUGUUGAAUGCCACAUUUCAUAAUGAACUAAUUACACUCAUCCCUCCCUAUCAUUGGAUUUAUACACAGUUUUUCUGUCUGUAAGGUAGUUAUAGUUGUAGUUAUAGUGCAUUUCAGUAGGUGGGAGUCUGAGUCUUAAUUUCAUACACAAGUUGUUACACAACUUCACAGGGGCAUUAUCGGUUCCCUUUUAUUACAGUCGUUUUUAAUGGAAAUGUUCAGUAGUUUGGGAAAUAAUUUUUAAAAGUUAGAUGAGUAGAUGGAUGCCUCUUUCAUGUCUAAUCAUUAAGUGGGGAACUCAGUGCAUGAGAUGACUAGCCUAACCUAGCAUGAAGACUAUAGAGCAAACCACUGAGUUCAGCGAUCAGUUCAAUGUUAUGAAUGAUUUACAGAACAAAACUUCCCCUAAGAGUACAUUUUCAUUUAAAAUUUCUGCCUGUGCAUGGAAAGGUAUUCAUUAAUUAGCUUGUGCAUUCCGCAUGCAGUUUUUAAUGCUAAAGUGGCACGUUAAUUCACAUGCUCUAUCUCAUGUGUUGAAUCUGUAAACAAAAAGAAAAGUAAAAGCUUUGAUGUGGUGUUUUUAGGGGGUAACUCAUACAUUACCUUUUCUUGCAAAAUGCUAAGCUACUCUAAUCAACUCCCGACUCGGCACCACACUAAACACAGAUGUGAGAGUGGCUUUGAUCCUGAGAGCAAAUAAGCAUUUCCCCAAAUUAUUCUUUUCAUAUGUGUAUAUAUUUUUUUGUAAAUAUUGUAAAUACUCCAAAAUGUCAUGAGGCAGAGAGUGAAAAGGAUGUUUUUGUGCUUGUGGACUGGACAGUGUAAUGUCCAAGUUAUCACCGUGUCAUAUUAUAUAAGUGAUAUACCUGUGUUGAAUUACAAAAACAAAUGGGGGGGGUGUAAUUUCUUCAGAUUUUAUUUUUAAUUAUUACGUCCUCGCAUUGGUGAUGUAGUUUGGAUUUUCUGUACCAGGGCUGCCACUGAAUAUUUUUUUCACAUUGAUCAACAAAGUCUUUGUUUGGUUUAAAAAAAAAAAGCUAUCAAAUUUAGAAGCUAUAAAAGUCAAUAUUUGGCAUUUCCCUUGAUAAAUGAUUACAUUUCUACCAAUUGAUUAUUUAGCUCAUUGUAGACUUACAGCAUCAGACAGAGGCUGAGGGAGAGUAGUUUUUAUAUAAGGCCAAAUGUUCAGUGUUUUAUUGUUGUUUUUGUAAAUCUUGGCACUGACAGUGUUGAAUAAGCUCAAGCUUAAGGUCUUUUUUAUGAACAUAUGUUUGCAGGUGUUCGUCAAUCAGCAACACUUGGACUACCACACCGUCUCAGAAUAGCAUGAAUGUUUGCUGCAGUGCCUUCCUUCAUUAACCUGCAUGUGUUUUUAUCAGACUGUGUGUGGGACUAACCUGUAACGAUUUAACCAACAAGAAAAGCAGAAUGUAUGCUAUCUCAAAGCUUUUGAACCUAUUUUUUCUUUUCAUAUGUAUAAACAUGUAUAAAGCUUUCUACAGAGGGAACAGAGUAUAAAGAUAUAGAUAUAUAUAUAUGUGUGUAUAAAAUUAUAUUUUGGAAUAUAUAUAUAUAUAUACCAAGAGAAAUUUAUUGUUUUCUAUGUGUGUUAAGUACUGUGAAUUGUGGAUGUGCUCAUACAUAAGACUUUAUGAUUUGCAUAGAUCAUAAAUAAAUGCCCUGCGCCAUGUUUUAUGACACUUUGACAAAUAAUAAAAAUUCAAUUUAAAAUUAUUGAGCUCUUUAAAAUAUGAUUCACUGUCUGAUGGAAAAGUCUAAACCUCAUCACUAUUUGUAAGUCUGAGAAAUAACUUUUUCAAAUGUAACCUUUGAAACUUUAUUCAACAAUGUGUCAUAACACACACCAUGGGUUUAUAAUGAAUGCUACAUAUAAAUAUAUUAUUUCUUCUGCACAUGGAAGAAA